CCCUCGCUCCCCUUGGUAGACCAUCCACCGCUCAAUCCAACAUCACCUCACGCGUCUACUUUGUAUAUAUAACAGAAGUCAACCCCAGCGUCCAUCCUUGUCCCUUCUUUCUUUCUUUUUUUGUUUUUGUUUUUUUCUUUCAUUGUCCAUUGUGUUCCUUUGUUAUCAUACCGAAUUUGUACGAUACACAAUAACACCUCGCCAACAUGAAGGAGCAGCUUGCGCGAUGGAAGCAGACCGGGUCGGACGAGGAUCUACUGAACCACGCAUCAACACUCUUGAAAAAGACCACCGAUGACCUGAUCCCUCCAGUCAUGCCGCUUAUCCAAGCGGUCCUGUAUGCGGCGCUCGAUAAUGAUAUCUCGACUUCAGAGGCAGCACUCUUUUUCUCAAAGCUCUUCAGCAGGCAGUCAGAUACGGCUUCGAUGGACGUUCCUACUAUCAUCGUCGAUAUGAUUUGGGUUAUCGAGAUCGAAUAUGAAACAUGCAAUCCCAAGAAACAGGAAAGUCUUUGCCUGCUAGCCAAGGCCCUUAUCGCAAAGGGAUUUAUUCCAGAGUCCAUGAUGAGGGAACGCUGGGAAAUCGCAUUCUUGGAGCAAGUUGGAUUGAUCUCAAACUCCCAGCAAUUUUUAAAGCGUGUCGUCCGCAUCAACACCGUACAAUCAUACAAGCAACAAAAAUACAAUCUACUGCGAGAGGAAUCUGAGGGCUAUUCUAAACUGAUCACAGAGUUUUCGAGCGGGACCGCCGAUCACGAGGACGAUGCCGCCACAGCGUACAGGGCCACAGCCGUCCUCAGCAAUGUCAUGUCUUUGAUCGCUUACUUUGACCUGGAUCCGAACCGCGUGUUGGCCAUUGCGUUGGACGUCUUUGCUAACAACAUUGUAACGCAUUACCGGUUCUUCAUCGAGUUCUUACGGAUUUCGCCAUGGAAUCCUCAGUCAAAGGGCCAUGGAGUUGCAAUUCAGAGUGGAGCAUGCGCUCAUGUCCUCGGUUUCAACUUUCAGGAUUUACAGCGCCCAGAAAACCGACACAAGACUCCUUUGGAAUGGUAUACAGUUACAGCGCUGUUGCUGAGGAAUUCCUUCGUUCGGCUCGAAGACCUCUACCCAUAUCUCUCACUGUCAGAUGAUGCCUUAGAUUUGGAGUAUAAGACAUUCGUGGAAAGCAUGAAGGAAAAGGCGCUUGGGUUCAAAAGCAACCCAUUGGCGAUGGCUGGUGCAUUAACGGACGACACUCCGACAGCAUCAGCUGCCCUUGGCGACAACGCGGAUGAGGCUAUGACACUGGCUCCUGAGGCGAAUGUAAUUCCAGAGUUGCCGCUUCCUAACCAAAAAGUCGGAAUCGUGAACGCACUACUUUCCAUCGGUGAUGUAGAGCACGCCAUGUUCAUUCUCGCACGGUUCCCACAGUUGACAGCAUCCCACCCCGAGGUUGCGGACCUGAUCUGUCGUCUGAUCCACGUAAUGAUUCAGGAUGUUUACUAUGCAUUCUCGCCCGUCUCGCGGCACCCAGAACUCGCCAAGCGCCACGGCUUUGUAUAUCGCUACCCUGUCACCCUCGCCGAUCAUGAAGUCAUCACGCACCGCUCCCUCAACACGCGAUUUCCACCCACCACAGGAACGCAGCGUUACGAGUACUUUUACCCCAGCUGGAAGGACGACCUGGUUCGCUGCCGCUCUGUGCAGGACAUUAUCAAUUUUGUUUAUCCACUGUUGACUGUGGUCGGUGUUCGGAUUAGCCGUGACCCAGGCCUCGUGACUAAACUUUGUCGGAUCGGAGCAGGAACGUUGAAUCGACUUAACCAACAAAUUAAGCAGCUUGAGCUCACAAAGAGUUUGGACAGCUAUGGAGCUGAGGGGACAGACAAGGCUGAUUCUGACUUGAGCAACCUAAAGUCUGAAAUGGACAAGGUGGAGGCUGUCUGGGUUGACAUGACGAGGAUCUUGUUUUUGCCUACUAUAUCCGUCCUAUAUUCCAACACUGGAAUCGUGAAUGAGGUGUGGCAGGUUCUGAAGGGACUACACUAUCAAACACGAUACGGACUUUAUGGGGAGUGGAAGACAGAGCUGGUCAAGAUGUAUCCAGAGCUGGUGGUAGCGACUGCUGAAACAGAGAAAGAGGCCAAAAGCGUGAUGCGCAGGAUCAAUAAGGAGGAUGCAAAGCAGUACGGGCGUUUGUUUGCUAAGUAUGCGCACGCCAAUCCACUCAAUAUCUUUGCGGCGGCGAUGAAGCAGCUGGAAGGCGGUUACGACAACAUGGUGCAGCCUCUAGUCGAUGCCUGCAAGUACCUGACCGAUUUUGGUUACGAUGUCCUUGGUUACGCCCUCCUGGAAUCCCUAUCAAAGAAAACGCGGAGCAAGGUUCAGGACGAUGGCACAACCGCUGCAAAGUGGAUGAAUACUCUGGCCUCAUUCAGUGGCAACCUGUACAGAAAGUACACCUCUGCAGAUCUCACAGGGUUGUUGCAAUAUCUCGUCAACCAGCUGCGACUGGAGAAGGCGCAUGAUUUAGUAGUUUUGCGCGAGCUCCUGUCGAAGAUGGGCGGCGUGGAGGACUCCAGCAAUUUGAAUGCAUCUCAGCUGCUUGCCAUGGCGGGAGGCGACCUGUUGAAGAACGAAGUGCUUUUUGGAGGAGUGACUGGAGCUGUUAUGAAGAAGAACACUAGGAGUUGUCUCCGACUGCAGGACGCUAUGAUGCAUGAUAACAUUGCCAGUCAGCUAUUGGUGCUGCUUGCCCAACAUAGACAGGAGUGCGUUUUCGGAGCGGAAGACAUACCGCACUUGAAGGUCCUUAGCAACAUUUACGACCAAGCGCAUGCUACUUUGCUGCAGUUCAUGGAGUUUCUGUCGUCCAAUCUCCAAAAGGAGUAUCCUCGUCUGGUCCCAUUGCUUGUGGAUCUUUGCCUCAAGUACAAGAUUGAACCCUCAAUGGCCAUGCACAUCGCAAGACCAAAGCUGCAGGACAUAACUCGGAAGGAGCAGAAGCUGAUGACUGUUAUCAAGAACAAGGUCGAGGGCAAUAUAAACGCUGACGCGCCCGAAACUUCGAGCUCUAUGGAGAUCGACACGCAGGAAGCGGGUAAAACUGAUCUUCCAUUGGAAGAGGAUGCAUGGCUACCAUGUCUAGGACCGAUCGCUCAAGAAGUCCGCAAGAUUCUCCCACCAAGGGCAUGGCGAGGAAUGAAACCACAGUUCUACAUUGCCUUUUGGCAGUUGACGCUCUACGACAUCUACGUUCCUGUGGAGCAAUACAAGGCAGAGAUUGCAAAACUGAAGCAUGCCGUGAACACGAUGGAUGCAGACCGGACGGUCUACAGUUCAAGUGCACAGGCGAGGAGGAAUCGCGAGAGAGAGCGUCUUUUCCAUACUGCGGCCAGACUUGACAUGGAGAUGGAGAAUCAACUUGCCAACCACAAGAAUGUCAUGGAACGACUUCGUCGGGAGAAGCGCUAUUGGUUUCAAGGCUUGGACUCGGAUCGUCAGGAGAUCAUCGGCCAAGUCAUCCAGCACUGCAUUUACCCCAGAGCGAUCUUAUCUGGUUUGGACGCCAUGUUCUGCGCAAAGUUCAUUCAAGUGCUGCACUCGAUUGGCACUUUUAACUUUUCAACAUUAACGCUUUAUGACAAGUUGCUUUUGGAGCCUGACCGUCUUUUGUUCUUGUCAUCCGAGAACGAGGCCAAAAUGUUUGGUCGUUUCCUUUGCGAGGUCUUGUCAAGUCUGUCCCGCUGGCAUGUAAACCGAACGCUUUAUGAAGAAGAGGGCCGAGGUAACAACCUGCCUGGGUUCCAGUGCAAGUGGGCCUCGCCGAAUACAGAUGGCACAGAUGAGUACUUGGACUAUGAGCAGUUCAGGCACGCACUCUACAAGUGGCACACCAUGUUGUAUCGGAUGUUUGCUUCUGCAUUGGAGUCGGCAGAGUACAUGCGGAUCAAGAACACAAUCAUAAUCCUGCGAGAGAUUGCUCCAUGCUAUCCCACAUUGUCGGUGGUAGGAACACGGCUCAUGAAGAUUAUCAAGACAAUCGCCGGCAAUGAACAGAGGGACGACUUGAAGCUUCUGGCGAACGCCUACGCGGGCGUUUUGAAAAAGUCCAAGGACAGCAACAAGUGGAUGCCAGUAGCGCAGUUCCACAUUCACAGGUCAACAGCCGAGUCGAGUACUAUCAGUGAGAGCGCUGCAAAAGACAGUGCCGCCGCCUUGGGCGACCCUAGCCGCUCCAGCCCAGAUCAGUCAAAAGCGAGUCCCGCCAAACUGCCAGAGUCCAAGAAUGACCCAAAGGACUCUGACGAGCGAAGUGGACGACAGUCGACUAUUAACCCAAGUUAUGCUUCUCAAAAUGCAAGGGAUCGGGUUACGUCUGUAAAGGACUCACGAGUUGGAGGAACUAUAUCACCGGGAGGGGUCGGACGAAGAAGCGUUGUACCAUUGCCACCAAAACCAGGUACGCCGGUUUACGAAGGUCGACACGACCAUACAGCAAAUUUUUCUGGCAGGGAUGGUCGUGAGCAGGCGUCGAGAGACAGGGAUCUGCCAGGUGUUAAUCUGUCGCGUUCCGACAAGCCGCCUGAACUCCUUGUGAUUUCUCUGAAGAACGGACCGCGCGACACACAGGAUACCAAGGACUUGAACAAGGACCCGAAGCGCGAGGCUAGAGAUGGGGCUAGAGAUGGACCUCGAGAAAAUACAAGAGAUAAUACGAAGGAAUCUACCAGGGAUCCUCCGAGGGAUUCAACCAGGGAUCCGGCAAGGGAUUCUAUUAGAGACCCUACUAGGGACAGCGUCAAGGAUAUCGGCAGGGAUUACCAUCGCGACAGUAACGGCCACCGUGACAGCAUCAGGGACGUAGGAGCUCGAGAGAGAAUGCGGGAUUUAGGAGACGGCGCUGAUCGCGAUCCUCGUAGCGAGAUAAAGACUUCGUCCCUCUUGUCGCCAGAUCUUCGUGAUCGUCGCGACCUUCGAGAUCCUCGCGACCCUCGUGACAUUGCCGCGAGUCGAAAGGAGCUGAGGGACUCCGCACCGCGAGACCCCAGGGAUAGAGACCCUCGAGAGCUGAUUCGCACCGACACCCGAGAUGGACGUGAUGCUCGCGACAGCAGGGCUCAGGCAGGCUCUAAUCGCGAUGGUCGCAGAGAUCGACAGAGGGCCGAGCCCAGCCAAAGAGAUCAGGAUCGACGCACAUCUGACCGUAGAGAUCCUAGGGACAGGGACGAGCCUACACAGAGUAGCCGAGCUAGAGUCCCAUCUCCCAGACGAGGCGAUGACAAGAGUAAAGCGGAUGGACGCGAUCGAGAUGCAGGCAAUAGCUCGCGGGAUCAUAAUGCUGGUGGCCGUUCAAACAGUCGGACCAGGGACUCACCUUCGAGAAGAGUUGAUGAUAAAGCCAAAACAGGCGAUCGGGAUUCAAGGGACACUAGGGACUCCAGAGAUGCCGCGUCAUCCGGCAAUGGGUCCCGGGAUCAGAAUUCUGUCGCUCGGUCCACUGCACGCGAAGAGCAGGAUCAUAGCCGUGAGGACUUGCGUGACGAUGGCCGUUCCUCGUUACGUCGCUUGGGAUCAUCACGGCAGGAAUCGUCGCCGCGACAGGAGCUUUCAUCUCGUGAUCGGGAAGCAAGGGAUCCGAGGGAUACUAGAGACAGUAGGGACUCUAGGGACUCUAGGGACUCCAGGGAUUCCAGGGACAGCCGAGAUAACAGGGACACAAGGGAUACCAGAGAUGCCAGAGACGCUAGGGAUUCCACGCCAUCAGGCGCUGGUUUUCGAGAAAACAAUCCUAAUACCCACCAAAACAGCCGUGAUAUUCCAGAUCAUAUCCGUGAAGAGGUCCGCGAUGACGCUCGUCCCACUUCAAGUCGUGGAGGGGUUCCAUCAGGUUCAUUGCGGCAGGAUCCUUCGUCUCGUGACAGAGGUUCUCGUCGACAGGAAGUGGCUCAGGAAGGUAAGAUAUCAGUCCAUUUCGACUUGGAGAAAACUUUGACAGCAAACUGCCAAUGUACGCUGCUUACCAAUAUCUAUGACGUUUUUUGUUACAAGCUGUAGGUGAGGCACGGAGAUCGUCUAGAGAGUCUCAGAACCGGUCAGAGCGCUCAUCAGAAUCGGGUGAUCGAAAGCGUGGACGAGAGAGCCGUAACGCCAGCGUUGAUAGAGAAAAGGAUAAGGACCGGGAGAGAGAUAGGGAAUCGAAACGACGUCGCGAAGGCUCCGU
This is a messenger RNA of Gamsiella multidivaricata, 6204 nucleotides long. RefSeq names its product transcription factor/nuclear export subunit protein 2-domain-containing protein. Gene Ontology annotation, molecular function: mRNA binding. The record is from RefSeq and is a predicted model, not a curated record. Lineage: Eukaryota; Fungi; Mortierellomycota; Mortierellomycetes; Mortierellales; Mortierellaceae. Bases 207 to 6038 code for a protein of 1943 amino acids. Gene Ontology annotation, cellular component: THO complex part of transcription export complex. The transcript has 15 exons. Gene Ontology annotation, biological process: mRNA processing; mRNA export from nucleus.